AACCUAGAAUGGUUUAGUAUUGGGACUGUUAGUCUUUUAGACUCCCAAGAACUACAACGCAGGGUUUUUGGAACUUAGAGACUAAAGUCUAACAUCAUCAAAACGUCAGGGAUGGGAAAAUAACUUACAAAUGGAUUCAUUACUGUUUCCAGUUACCAAAAAUGUCGUGGAUUCAUUACUGUUUCCAGCUACCAAAUAUGUCGUCAGUAUAUUUUGACCAGAGUCGAAGAGAAAUCCCAUGAAAAACAGACACUUGUAGGGUAUAGAGGGAUACUCUCCUUGUCAGGAUUGCUUGUCUGCCCAGACCAGAGUAGAGGCCCAAACUCCAACAUUUGUCAGCUGAAAUGACUCCUCAGUCACCAGUCCGAGAAACACAAGGGAGGCCGAAGCAAGCAAGAAAAGGAAGGCGAGCAGCACACGCAAUGUACGAACACAGCAGCAACAGCAUGAAUCUUGCUUGAAAUAGCUUAGCGUUAAGAAAGAAUGGAUUACGAAAGGAUCGAAAAGCCUCAGGGAAAACAGGGAGGAUUGUCACCGGGGAAACUGGGAAGCAUGUUACUAGGAGUGGAAAAGAAGAGAAAUCAACAAGAACAAGAGGAAGAGCUUGAAUCCUCUUACGCGUUCAGAUCUCAACUUAAUCACCUCGAUGAAACUGGUGGCGGCAGUUCUGAUAAUUGCAAAGAUGUAGAUGUUGUCAAUGUGCUUCCUGAAUUCCCUGCUUCAACGACAGCUGAUUCCAGGGCUGCAUCACAGAUGGUCAGUGAUGGUAGUAGAUUGAAGGAUCAAUCUUUUGUCAAUUCAAGAAUCAGGAGCCAGGAAGUCCCAUCUUUUGAAUAUGAUAAAAGUAAUGAAACUGCAAUUGUGCUCUCCUCGAUUUCUGAUUUUCAAAAGGCUGAGCGGGCCCCACAAAGAGUACCCCUUGCUCCGUUCUCAAAACCAGCACCAUCCAAAUGGGAUGAUGCCCAGAAGUGGAUAGCAAGCCCCACUUGGAACCGGUCUAAAACAGGGCAUGCUCAGGUGCAAGGUGGACAAGGACCGCGGAAGACGGGUAAUGUUCUGAGUCGGCAAUCUUCUACAAAGGUUGUUGUAGAAGUUCCAGAACAAAAGGUGGUUACAUUUGAAGAACCGGAUACAAAACGGGUUGAUACUAGUCAAGCCAAGAAGGAAACUGGUGUACAAAGACUUAAAAGUUGGGAGGCUGAUUCAUACCCAAUAGUUGAUUCCUAUGGCAAGCCUGUGCUUAUGAAUGAUAAUUCUGUUGGGCAAUCAGCAAUCAGUCUCAGCAGGCAUGAUUCAUCUUUGGCCAUACACAGUGCAACUACAUUUAUUCCGCCUCCUUCAACUGCUCGAUCUGUAUCAAUGAGAGAUAUGGGUACGGAAAUGACUCCUAUUGCUAGUCAAGAGCCUUCUAGGACAGGAACUCCAGUGAGGGCAACAACACCAAUUCGCAGUCCAACUUCUUCCAGGCCUUCUAGUCCUGGCAGAACCGCACCAGCUUCAUCUCCAACAAAUCCUCCCAAUGACCAUCUAGAUCCAAACAAGGGAUUGUCUGAAAAGGAGUUAAAACUGAAAACCAAGAGAGAAAUAAUGGUUCUAGGGACACAGCUAGGUAAAAUGAACAUUGCAGCCUGGGCUAGCAAAGAGGAGGAGGACAAGGACAAGGACGCCUCCACUUCACUGAAUAUUACAGCAGCUGAACAACAGAGUAAAAAUGUGAUUGAAACACGUGCAGCAGCAUGGGAGGAGGCGGAGAAGGCCAAAUAUAUGGCCAGGUUUAAACGCGAAGAGAUGAAAAUUCAUGCAUGGGAGAAUCAUCAAAAAGCAAAAACUGAAGCUGAGAUGAGAAAAAUUGAGGUGGAUGUUGAAAGGAUAAGGGGGCAGGCCCAAGAUAGGCUUAUGAACAAACUAGCAGCAGCAAGGCACAAGGCUGAAGAGAAGCGAGUAACAGCAGAAGCCAAGAGUAACAGGCAGGCUGCGAAAACUGACAAACAGGCAGAGUAUAUUCGUAGAACCGGUCGUGUUCCUUCCUCGUUUACCUUUUGUGGUUGGUGUUGGUGAAACCUGAAACAUAUUUACUCAAAUGAACUUGUCUUCCUUCUCGGAUUUUGUGGUCCUAACCUACCAUUUACUUUAC
Molecule: messenger RNA, 2134 nt
Organism: Populus euphratica (Euphrates poplar)
Lineage: Eukaryota; Viridiplantae; Streptophyta; Magnoliopsida; Malpighiales; Salicaceae
Exons: 6
Coding region: 484-2058 (524 amino acids)
Source: RefSeq, a predicted model, not a curated record